This is a messenger RNA of Aaosphaeria arxii CBS 175.79, 2720 nucleotides long. Its product is annotated as aldolase. The record is from RefSeq and is a predicted model, not a curated record. The coding region runs from base 495 to 2558 and encodes 687 amino acids. The transcript has a single exon. Lineage: Eukaryota; Fungi; Ascomycota; Dothideomycetes; Pleosporales. Gene Ontology annotation, molecular function: 3-dehydroquinate dehydratase activity.
GGAUGUCUUGCCCCCAAUUCACUACCAAUUCAACUGCCCGACCAUGCUUCCACUCAGUACUAGACCCUUUCCCGAACGGCAUAUUCACAGUCCAGCCAUACGACGCUGCUGAAAAGCUCUGUCAAAUUCGUGCGGACCUUGCGGAAUCUCGAGUCUUCCGUAUGGACAUGGUAUGGUGCUACUUCGCUAUCAGUCCAGUCCUCAAGCCGGCGUCGAUCAAUCCCUCCGACUGGUUUAUAUCUCAACUAUACUGCAUUCCUGCUACCUGAAUCCGCUGGCCGCGCGUGAAACUCCUCAUAUAUCGCCCCACCGCCUCCAACCUGCGCACAUCUCGGCGGAGAUGGUAGAGACGGCCCUCGAAGCCUGCCAGCCGAAUACCUCCCGCCGCAUCUUCGUAGAAAUCCAGUGCCGCAUCAACGGCUUCAACGUCUACGGCUAACAAUUCAGUCUUGCGCAUUCAACCCUACCCGCUCUCGACUGAGACCUCACUCAAGAUGGCCACCAUGAUUGAGGCAGGGAGCCUCUCCACCACCACCACUACCCGCCUGAAGGAUACCGCCGUCGUCGAAGUAUUGGAGGUGCCAAGCGGAGCUAAACCUGCGCUGCUACUUAUACAUAACGAAGGCGAGGGGGAUAUUGUCAGCGCUUUUGCGGAUGUCCUGGGACAGAAAUGGGAAUCGGCUUCAACGAUACUUGAGGUACAGGAUGGACCUAGCGAGACCGUUUAUGGAAUGCCGUCCAGUGCGGUCGGGCCCCAACUGGACUCGUGGGAUCGCUCGAGAUUGGUAAUUAACACACACUGCGUAGAUGGGGGACACACACUCGACGAGACUCUGACUGAACGCUGUAACUACGAAUACCUUUACACAAAGUCGCCUUUCGUCCGGCGAGACGUCGCGCGCUUCCUCUCUUUUAUACUCGGACAAAUUGGACAUCAUCGUGACUUGGCGAAGAAGGCGCGCACCACUCUUAUCUCGACAACCUUUCCAGAUGUACACGCAGCAUUACCGAAUCUGGACAUCCUUUCAGUCGGUGCCGAUGCGAUUGAGAUCCGGGUUGACUUGUUGCGUGAGCCCUUGCCGGGCGGAGGGUUCAGCAACGUUCCAAGUUUGAAAUAUGUGGGAGAGCAAGUCAUGACGCUGCGACAACGUACAGAGCUGCCCAUCAUCUUCACGACAAGGUGUGUCAACGAGAACGGCCGAUUUCCUAUGGACGAUCCCUCGCUCUUUCUGAAGUAUCUGUCGCGUGCGAUUCAAUGGGGGUGCGAAUACAUAGACGUAGAGCUGUGGUUGCCGGAGGAGAUCCGGCGCGAAUUGGCAGAGAAGAAGGGAACCAGCAAGAUCAUCUCGGCAUUCCACGACUUUUCAGGGAAUUUCAAGUGGACGGCGCCGCGGACGCAGGAGCUUUUCGAGCGAGGAGCCCAGUAUGGCGACGUGGUCAAGAUAUACGUGCUGGUCAAUUCGAUGCAGGACAACUACGAGCUUGAGUACUUCCGGUCGACCAUCCAAACAAAGUACCCGCACCCGCCCUUCUCAGGACUCAACAUGGGUCCCACUGGUCAACUCUCCCGGACUCUGAACAGGAUAUUCACCCCCAUCACCCACCCACUGCUACCUAUGAUUGCAGCGCCGGGACAAUUAAGCGCAGCCGAGAUUAAUACAGCACUUCACAGCAUGGGUCAGAUGCCCAAACUAGACAUAUACGGCAUCGGAAGUUUCCGGUCGACGUCGCAGGCCAUGUUCUUCGAGAAGUGCUUCAACGAGCUGGGGCUGCCACAUCAGUUCCUUUUCGCAGAGAGGGCGCCAAAGGCAUCGGUAGAUCACAUACUGCGACGGCCAAACUUUGGAGGCGCAUACAUCAACCCGCCACUGUCAGCAGCCAACAGCCGCAUCCCUACGCUGUCGAACGCAGCCCGGGCGAUCGGACAGGUAGACACGGUGCUGGUGCCUCAAGAAGGGGGGAAUGGCACCUUUGUAGGGGACAAUGCGACGUGGAAGGGGAUUCGGGCAACGCUGACCCGAGAUUUUGUGCCGUCCGCAUACAGUGGACAGGCCGCCUUGCUACUAGCGAAUGCAGAAGCGGACGCAGCCGCAUCCAUAUUCGCGCUCAAGAGCCUGGGCAUCGGACCGGUGUACACGAUAGGAUUCAAAGCCCAUGGGUCGCUCGCCGCAGAGGUGGUACCCGUACGGUCUGUGGAGGACGUGAAGAGGUUGGAGCAGCCGUUCGUCAUUAUAUCGGCACUACCAGCAGAGAAGUCAUUGCUGGUGGUGCCUCUACUGAAGCACUACCGUGUCGACGGUCGGAAUGGAAAUGGAUUCGCAAGCCCAGGGGGGAGGGGCGUGGUUGACAAAGGCAAGUCGGCAGGGAAAGUAUUUGUCGACUUGGCGAGCGGUCCUCGCAAGGCGGACCCGCUUUCAAUUGCUACGUCCGCGGGCUGGACCGCGUAUGGGAUCGGGGAUGUGUCUGCAUGGACGACGGUGGAGACGAUACGCCUGCUUGUUGGGCAGAACGUGUGUUACGAUUUCGUGUGUCUGGCUUCGGGUCGAGGACUCUAUUAGAGACGCACACACACACAGAGAGAGACACGAAGUGAAAUUUUAAAGCGCACCAAUACCUCUUUCCUUCCCUUCCUUCUUCUCUCUACGGAUAUCAGUGUACAUACAUACAUGCAUAGGAAUUAUAUUGCUCUGUCGAAGGGUGUUCCAUGAAAGGCGAAUACG